UUUAAAAUCAAAAUUCAAAACGCCAGGAACUGGGAACAUCAAAAGUCAAAACAUUGUUAUAUGUUUAUUUACACGGAAACGACAUUACAUUAUAGCCUCUAAUUUUUAUAUUUAAAAUAAAAAUAAUUAGAAUAAAAGUUAUCUUGACAGUUUUCUACAAAGCCACCAAGGAUUGUUUUAUUUAUAAAAAAACAUUUAAUUUAAUAACCAGCAAGGAAAUUUUCUUGUAUGCCUCUUCACGUUUAUGAAUACUUCAUUACUUCUUAACUAGUCAAUAUGGUCCGCAGACUUCGUGAACAAAGUACUACAGAAGAUGAAAUAGUAAUUGAUACAUCACCACAAAAAAAGCAUAAGCGACAUAAGCAUAAGAAGAAAAAAAGAAAGCCUGAUUAUGAGUAUGAUAGUGAUACCUCUAUUGAUGUGUCCCAUGAAGAUGUACUGGAUAAGCCAUAUAAAAUAAAAAGUAGAAAAGAAGCCCCUGGCACAGCUGCUGAAUUACUAAAGGCUCAAACUAUGAAAUCAUCUGAUUAUCGUAAGUCUAUGCCAGGAUCUUCAUCAACCACUCCCCCAAAAGUGCCCUCCAAGAAAAAGAAAGGUAAAGGUCGUGAUAGUGGUACAUCUAGCGAAGAAGAGAGAUGGUUGGAUGCCAUUAAGUCAGGCAAACUGGAAGAAGUUGAUGAAGAAUUAAAGAAAAUAAAACCAAAAGACCCCAAAAUGAUGACUGCUAGACAAAGAGCAAUGUAUGAAAGAGGUACUGACAAAGAAACUAGCCCCGGUGGAGAAGUGUUACUUGCUUUACCUUCUGGAUACAAAGAAAAAGUGAUGACUGCAGAGGCUCUUCAAAAAGCUGCUUUAAAGUCACAAAAACGAAAACAAUUAGCAGAUGAAAAACGAGAAAAGGAUAAAAAGAAAACUAUGGAUCGACUUCUAAAAAAGCAAGAAUCAAAAAACCUUAAAAACGCUCACAGGGGCAAACCAACAAGGAAACAAGAACCAAUGAUUGUUUAUAAAAAUAAUAAUAACACAAUAACUUUAACUUUUCCACCAGGAAUGGAAAUUCCUCUAACAUGUAAGGCUACUAUUGACCAACCAAAGGCUUUAAAAUGUGGGAUUGAAGGCUGUAAUAAUGAUAAAAAAUAUAACUGCUCCAAAACUGAUGUACCACUUUGUAGUUUAGAAUGUUACAAAAUUAAUAUUGCACUUCAACAUUAAUAAAGCGCUGCCUGUUUAGUUUAUUAUAUGCUUGGAGAAGGAUGUUCUUGGUUUGACUUUUAGGUAAUAUGUGUUCAUCAUUCAAUAAAACCAUUAUGUAUACAUAUUGUUUUCGUAAUACUAAAGUGAUAUAGAAGCCUAUUUAAGAUUUACAAAUUGUAUUGGACAUAUAUUUGAGAAAUUAAACAAAUACCAUACA
Molecule: messenger RNA, 1411 nt
Organism: Pieris napi
Lineage: Eukaryota; Metazoa; Arthropoda; Insecta; Lepidoptera; Pieridae
Product: INO80 complex subunit B
Exons: 3
Coding region: 277-1212 (311 amino acids)
Biological process (GO): chromatin remodeling
Cellular component (GO): Ino80 complex
Source: RefSeq, a predicted model, not a curated record